ACUCUCUCUCUCUCUCUCUCUCACUCUCUUUCUCUCUUCUGGUGAGCGCUGCGUUUCAGUUGGGGGGUUUGGUGCUAACUUGCGCCGCUCUGUGGGGCCGCAAUCUCAGAGGGUUAAAGUGCGCCGGGGGCUGUGUUGUAUGGUUGUUCCUCAGAUGUCGCCGCCGUCCUCGAGACUCACAACGCCUGUCAUCACCAUUUCUCGCUACAGGUGGUGUGGUUUGCUUAGAGACUAAGAGAGUUUUGAUCGGACGGUUACGAGUAGUGAGAAAGAAACGAAAAAUGGACGGUCAUAAAAGCCAGGCGAAGCUUACGAGGACCCAGUCGUCGCUUCUACGCUCCUCCCCCACUAUCCGAUCCUCCAUUCACAGCCUCCACAGCAUGUCCUCCGUCACCGAGGAUGACGUCAUCACCCCCCGCCACCACGGCAACCACCACAACGGGUACGGCGACGAGGAGGAGCAGAAGCCCAAGACCAGUACCAGCAAGCUGCUCCCUAUCCGGGCCGGGUCGACUCCUCGGGCCGGGUCGACCCGGUUCGCGAGCUCCGGGCAGUUCGUGGCCGUGGCCUCGGUCGUUCUCUUCACCUUCUUCGGGUUCUGCUUCUUCCUCUUCUUCUUCUUCCUCCGCCGCGACGAGAUUCCGACGUCGGAGAACCUCCUGCUGGCGCUGGUGUUCGUGGCGGUCACGCUUUUCUUGGCGAACAAGAACAAGUCGCUGAUCCACCACAGCGUCUCGGUCAUGAAGCACUCGUGGGACGAGAAGUCCAAGCGGUUCCGAUUCUGCCGGGCCCACCACAACACCAAGCCCGUGCAGUGGUUCAUCGGGUCGGACCACCACCCGAACCCGAAGACGACCCGGAAGGAGCACCAGCACCGCAUCAUCCGGGAAGGCGUGGAGUUCUACAGCAAUGGCGAUUUCUACGAGGGCGAGUUCCACAAAGGGAAAAGCAACGGCAGCGGCGUUUACAAUUACUUCGUCAACGGCAGAUACGAAGGCGAUUGGAUCGAUGCCAAGUAUGAUGGGUAUGGAAUUGAGAGCUGGGCUAGAGGGAGCAGAUACAAGGGUCAGUAUAGGCAAGGAUCGAGGCACGGUUAUGGGGUUUAUAGAUUUUACACAGGGGAUUCGUAUUCCGGGGAGUGGUGUAAUGGGCAGAGCCACGGCGUUGGAGUUCAGACUUGCUCUGAUGGGAGCUGUUAUGCUGGGGAGUUCAAGUACGGGGCUAAGCAUGGACUUGGGUGCUACCAUUUUAGAAAUGGAGAUAGAUAUGCAGGGGAGUACUUCGGAGACAAAAUCCAUGGAUUUGGUAUCUAUCAUUUUGCUAAUGGCCAUUGUUACGAGGGGUCAUGGCAUGAGGGCCGAAAGCAAGGCUAUGGCGUUUAUACGUUCCGGAGUGGGGAUACAAGAUGUGGCGUAUGGGAUGGUGGCACCCUCAAGCGCCCUCUCCUGCCACUAAACGAUGCAGUUGUCCGAGCUGUUCAGGCUGCUAGGAGAGCAGCACAGAAUGCUGCUAACCUCCGGCGGGUGGAUGAACAGGUUAACAAGGCGGUCAUGGCUUCAAAUAGAGCUGCCACUGCCGCCAGAGUUGCUGCUGUCAAAGCGGUUCAAAACCGAAUGGAUGGCAAGUUUUGUGAUACAAAUGUCUAAAAGACUAGUACUUUUCUUUUUGGUAGUGUAAAUUUUACUAAUUUUAAGUGCUUUGGAAAUGUCAACCCGGCGAGCACAAGCUCAUCGGAGGUUGAGACUCGAGAGAGAGAGAGAGAGAGAGAGAGAGAGAGAGAGAGAGAGAGAGAGA
Fragaria vesca subsp. vesca is the source of this 1794-nucleotide messenger RNA. RefSeq lists its product as uncharacterized. The transcript is spliced from 3 exons. Bases 282 to 1646 code for a protein of 454 amino acids. Lineage: Eukaryota; Viridiplantae; Streptophyta; Magnoliopsida; Rosales; Rosaceae. The record is from RefSeq and is a predicted model, not a curated record.